Molecule: messenger RNA, 327 nt
Organism: Venustampulla echinocandica
Lineage: Eukaryota; Fungi; Ascomycota; Leotiomycetes; Helotiales; Pleuroascaceae
Exons: 2
Coding region: 1-327 (108 amino acids)
Source: RefSeq, a predicted model, not a curated record
AUGAAUGUAAUCGCCGAACAUAUUGUUCCAAUUGCUGCAAGCGAACCCCCAACACCGAUUCCGAUCUUUGACCCGUUACUCAGUGCCGAGGAUGAGGGCGAUGGGAUAUCGCUCGGAGAUUUAGUCUCAGUGUUCGUGGCCAGCGCCGAGCCUCUUGUUGGUGAAGUUCCCGGCGAAGUAGUAGAGGGUGAUGCAGAUGCUGGCCCAGUUGCAGCAUUAAACACAAAACCAUUAAUAUUUGCCGACCAUAGUUUGGCCAACACUCAGAGGGGAGUGACAUUGUCCAAGUGUGGCAGCACCCAGAAAGGAGCCCAGAAAAGUGUAUGA